Messenger RNA from Falco peregrinus (peregrine falcon), 3946 nucleotides. RefSeq names its product TNF superfamily member 4 (gene TNFSF4). The transcript is spliced from 3 exons. The coding region runs from base 1191 to 1793 and encodes 200 amino acids. Lineage: Eukaryota; Metazoa; Chordata; Aves; Falconiformes; Falconidae. Gene Ontology annotation, molecular function: cytokine activity. The record is from RefSeq and is a predicted model, not a curated record.
CUUGCCUAGAUGGAAAAAAACACAUGAAAAAACAUUACUUCUGUUUCCUCUGCAUGCAGGGUACAUGCUUGUCAGGACAUGUGCCUUGUGACAGGUUGAGAGAGUAGUUUUGGGGAAGGGAAACUUUCUGACAACUCAUCCCUGAAUGACAGACAGACAAUAGCACUCCCAAUGGGCUUGAUCCUCACCGGGAGGAGGCAGCACCUGACUUCAGUCACGAUAUGCUAAUUUAGAACAGAAAAAAAAUCUAGCUAAAAGAGCAGUGGAAAGAGCAGUGCUGGACUGCCCCCCAAAAGGAUGCAAAGCCUGUCACUCCAAAUAAGCACAGGAGGUGGUCCCUGCUGCAGACAACUGACAUUAGCAGCUCCGUGCGUCACAAGCCAAUGUCACAAGAGGACCAAGCAAAGCGGGUGUGCAGUCCUCUUCCAGGAGGGAAGCCUGGAUGGCCCGGAGGUCCUCUCUAAGUGUGUUCCCUGGUCUGCAGGUUUCAGUGUGUGCAAAAAAGGAUCUUCCCUGAGCAGUUCUCCAUUUUCUCCCUCUUAGGCUUCAUGCAGCAUCCCAUGGCUUUAAAGCCGGAAGACAAAGGUGGAGAGAAAUGGAAAGUGCGUAUUUUCUCUCCCAUUUGUGCUGUCCACCUGUCCCCCGUCCCUUCCUAUUUAUUGCUUCUGUACAGAAAGAAGAUUUCAGCUAAUGCGGGAGGGAGCCAGCCCUGUAAACACCCCACCUGAGGCUGAACAGAAAGAUGAGAGCUCUUACUGACAAAAGGCUGAGUGAAGACAAGCACUGUCCACCCGUCAUUUAGCUAUUGUUGGAAACAUCACAUAUCAAGACAUCAACAGCUGAAGCUAUGAAAGAUAUAAACACAUCCACUUUCAAAGGCCCUUACUCAAAACUGAACUGGGAUGCAGUAAAUCAUCCCCCACAUUCACACACACACACAAAAAAAAAAAAGAAAAGAAAAAGAAAAAUUAAAAAGAAAAGAAAGAAAGGAAGGAAGGGGAAAUUCAGAUUAGUCACAAAGAAGUUCCCCCGCCUGCUUCUCUGUGUGCAUAAAGCAGUCUCCUGAAGGCACUGUCUUCACUUCAUCUCUGCUCCUGGAACAGGAGCAUCCAGUUCAUCUGCCCCCUGCUCCUCCAGGCUCCUGCUGUGCUCCUGGCCCCUUCUCCAGCAGCUGUUGGCAGGUGGCUGAGAUGGAAGAACAGUCAGAUGUAGAGCCAAGAAAUCAAGACCACAUGGGUCACAAAAGGGAACCUGCAGAGGAUGAGUGGAAGAGCUGGCAAAGAGGACAGGUUAGGAACACGCUGCACCUCGUGUCUGCAGCUGCUCAGUGGAUAUUACUGCUUGCCUGCUUGAUUUACCUUGGUAUAGAUUCUCUGCAAACUUCAACGCCUCAGAGUGACAUAGUGCAGUGGACCCACAUCCGAUACACAGGUAAAAGCGUGAAAGGAGUAGCCAUGAACCUCACUGCUGAACUAGGCUCUAUUCAGAUCAGAAAUGGUUCCAUCAUGAUCACCUGUGAUGGCCUCUACCUCGUGUCCUUGAAGGGCUGUAUCUUUUUCUCUGACCUGGAAGAGGAGGACUUGCUGAAGCUGACACUGCAGAAGACGGGUAAGGCGACCAGCUUGGCCCUUUGGGAGCAACCUUUCCAGGACAGAGACACUCCAGUAAACCUCACCACAGUGCUCUACUUAUUUCAUGAAGAUAACAUCACCCUGUUGACCAACUCUGACGCCACCAUCAAGGAUUUGUCGUUUAGCCUUUUGUUAUUAACUCCCUUCACUUGCUCGCUGUAGAAGAUGACGUAUUAGAUGUAACGUGUAAAGUACAGCCUUUCCUACCCAUCCAUUUGCCUGCGGGCAUUUGCCUCAGCUGGAGUGCAGAGAAACUACAGUGCAAACGGGCUUUACGUAGUGCAUGCCAUGUUCAUCUCUUUGGAGCGCCGUGCAGCUGUUCUGCUACCUAGGAUUGAUCUUUCUACCACUGGAGAAAGGGAAGUGUGGAGCCCUUGAGGAGAACAGAAAUGAAAGCCAAAGACAGUCACCUAAGCUUAGCUCAUAUGCAGAGGCCCUCUGGGUUUCUCUGUUUACUUGACAGUAUCUGUAUAUAGUACAAAUACACUGUAUAUUUGCUAAAAUAGAAGUCUGGUAAAUCAGGAAGAUGCCUCAAGUGUCUUGAAGCCAUUUGGAGAAGGAGGAGAACAGAUCUGCUCAACAGCCCUUUGCCUGGCGAGGCAGGAGACAGGGAAGAAGUGGCAGGGGAUGCCUUUGCAGUGGUCCAGGUAAAUGCUUUCUGACAGGUAAAGGCCACGAGAGGAAGGCGGUCUUUUGAAAGAAGCUGACGGGACUGCACUAGACAGCAGACACACAGGCCCUGCAGUGACUGUGAGGUUUUUAGGAGCAGCUUUUAAGAGCGGAGGUGCACUGGCUCUUCCAGCUAUCUGCAGACUGCUGAAGCCUGAGCCAAGGGAGUAUCUUCUGGGACAUUUACAUACUGAUACCGGCUCUUGGAGGUGUUAAGUUGAAGGAGAACCUCCUUCAAGCACACACACACAGACUGGCUUGACCCAAAAGUGAUCCAGGCACAUAAAAGUUUGGAAAACCAUGAACACUCCGGAUUUGGUGGGUUCCCUCUAAUGGACCAAGUGAAACCUGCAGGUCUGUGCAUCCUUUCCUCUGGGAGGACUCAGACGGUUCCCCUGAGCCUCACAGUAGACCUUGUCAUACAGGUAUGCACCACCAGAGAUUCACAGGCACCACCUCCACGACGCGCCUGUGUACCCAUGCGCACCCUGCCUGGCUCCUGCUGAAGUCAGGCUGCUCUCAGCAAUCCUGGUCCCUCUUCUCAUUACAGCACGUGGCUGCUGUGGACAAGUCCAGCCCUGCCCACACUUGCAGGCAGCACGUGAACUGUAUUUUUGGUUCAAGUGGGGCAGAUUUCAAGAACAAAUUGACUACCUGGCUGUACACUGCAAAGUCUUUUGUUAAAAUUAUUUAUGUAUUUAUACUAUAGGCAUAAGAAUGUUACUUCAUAUUUCUUAGAGACACUGGGAAGGGUUCAGACUUCGUGCUGUGGGCACUAAGCUCCUCUUUGCAGAUGCUCCCAGUGCUCCAGGGUGUUCCUGCUACACAGGCACCAGCCACACUGCUGCCCACCUCAGCUGCUGGCCUGACCUGCUCCUGGCUGAGCACUCCAGUGGGCUCAGGUGCCAAAGGCAGUUAAGGAAAUCUUCCAGGCCUUGGUGAGCUUUUCCAUACGCUUUACAAUAUUGUUGGUGGAUUUUAUCAACUUCCCAACCUGGGGCAGGGCCACAGGCUCAGGGGAAAACUCAGUAGCUGAAGCAGUUAUUCUUGCAGUGCCCAGAAGCACCUUUUUCUCAUCUCAGGACUGAGAAGCUGUGGGCUGACUUGCAUCCACAGGAUGCUCCUCCCCAGCUGCAAGGGGCAUUUUGUGCUUUCACCUCUGGCUGCUCUGCGUGCCAUCAGGACAGAAGGCAGCUGCACCCUGCCCCCAAGCUGGGGAUUGUCAUCCUCCCCUGCUGAAGUGACAAUUAGCUUCCUAAAAGCUAAUAAAACUUCCCUUUGUAACUGCUGGGCAUGUAGUGUCCCUUGGGGAUGGGGGGGUGAUUUAUACAUUCACUGUGUUUCAGCAGACAUUUUCACUGGUAUGAAAACUAUAUGAAAUUUUUACAUACUUUCUUUUUUUUACAGCUCAGCUUGAGUUUCAGUUCUCCCCAAGGGUGUGCAGGGCUGGGGCUUCCUGAUGUGCAGGGCUGGCCGUGUCAGUGGUGUGGACAGGUGCACAGGACAGCAAGAAAGAUUAAGCUUAAGCAACAGGAAUGGAUUUGUACCUUGGAAGGGUGCACCCUUUCUUCUUGUUUAGAGCAGGAGAGGGCAUUUCACACACUGAUUCCCCUGCACUUUUCAGGCUGAACUAGACUGACCUACAU